UAUUUGCAUGAGACAGCUACAAUUUUAUGUUUGUACGUCUAGAAACCUUUUUAGCUGACCCAUGACACGAUCAAUGCAAUGACCGCGGAACAAUUAGAAUUUCCAAAUUAGAAAUUCAAAGCUGUUCGUUUUUUUGUCCAGUGAGUUGAGCUACAGAAAUAGCAUAGUGUAUGCAAGAGCAUUUGGGGCAACCAGUGGUUGGAGUCGGAAUACAUUGGUUGCACUUGCAUUCGUAUAUAAAGAGGCGAAUGGCCAAAUUGUGCCUCAGUAGUAAUCCACGGAUGUAGACUCGUGACCACCAUGAACUCAUCGCUUUUGGAUGUUUUCCGGGGAUUUCCGGCAGAUCCCGUGCAUCUGCCCCUGCUUGGCACACCAAUACCGUCGAUUAUGAUUGUUCUGGGUUAUUUGUUGCUGGUUUUUAAAGUGGGUCCCGAUUUUAUGGAGUCCCGAAAACCUUACAAUGUGCGAAACGCCAUGUUGGUCUAUAAUCUCUGUCAGGUUGUGAUGAAUCUUAUUGUGUUUUUAAAGGGGUCUGAAUAUCUUUUUGUGACAAAACCUUAUAACUUUUACUGCAUGACCACACUCCCGCUGGAUCAUCCAGACAAACAAGUCGAUCGUUUGUUUACCUACUUUUUCUUCCUCAUCAAGGUCACUGACCUGAUGGACACGGUGUUCUUUGUGCUGAGGAAGAGCUACAAGCAAAUCACCGUGUUGCACGUUUUCCAUCAUGCAGUGAUGGUUUUGGGUGUGCCCCUUACCUACUAUUUCUACGGUGCCGGAGGACAAUACAACCUGAUGGGUUACAUAAACUCAUUUGUGCACAUGGUCAUGUACUCCUACUACUUUGCCUCUGCCUGGCAUCCACAAGUCAAGAGGCAAUUGUGGUGGAAAAAAUACAUUACCAAGCUGCAGCUCCUGCAGUUCGUGAUCCUCUUCGCCCAAGGUAUACUGACAAUUUCGCUGAAUCCCGGCUGCUCCUUUCCCUGGUACCUACAGUUCGUCCAGUUGGCGCUCUCCACAACCAUGAUUGUCAUGUUCGGCAACUUUUACUAUCAAACGUAUGUCAAAGCCAAGAGCAAACAGCAAUGAGUAAUAAAUUUUAGUUCUCUUUGGAAAAAAUGAGUCGGUUUCCAUUGAGUGUUAAUUGAUCAAGCCUAUUGUGCUAGGUCUCUCAUUUAAAAAUGUGGGACAG
Drosophila gunungcola (fruit fly) is the source of this 1192-nucleotide messenger RNA. RefSeq names its product elongation of very long chain fatty acids protein F. The transcript is spliced from 3 exons. Gene Ontology annotation, molecular function: fatty acid elongase activity. Bases 301 to 1089 code for a protein of 262 amino acids. The record is from RefSeq and is a predicted model, not a curated record. Gene Ontology annotation, biological process: fatty acid elongation, monounsaturated fatty acid; very long-chain fatty acid biosynthetic process; fatty acid elongation, saturated fatty acid. NCBI's taxonomy places the organism in Eukaryota, Metazoa, Arthropoda, Insecta, Diptera, Drosophilidae. Gene Ontology annotation, cellular component: endoplasmic reticulum membrane.